UCGCAAGUUGCAACGCAUUUUAGAUCCUUCGUAAACUGAAAUUUGUACGGUUUUCUUUUCACAAAAGCAGCAUCAGCAAUGGGGUGGGUAUGGAAGAAUGAUGAUGAUUCCGACUAUGUUUCCCCCUCCUCCGGUGACGUCGGCGAUCUUCUAGGGUCCUCAAAUGUUGCUGGUAACGGUGCCGGCGGCCGCUGCGCUACCAGGAAGGUCGUGACGUCGCAAUGCCGGACGGAGGAAGUGGAGCCUGGGAAAUUCAUUCGCAAGUGCGAGAAAACGGAGCAGGUCUUUAAAGACUGUGUUGGAAGGCCCAGUAAGAUGGUACAAUCUAACAAAGAGUACAAUGAGGAAGAUGUCACAGACCAAAUGGUCAAAGGGUCAUUUCCCUUCGAGUCGGCAGAACAUGGACCCUCUUACUUUCCUGGGUUGCGUAGUGAUAUACAAGCCAUUGAACGCAAUUUUGUUGGUGGCAUUGGCCGAUUUUUUCAAGCUGCUGAAGAGAUGAAGGAUGAGUUCUUCAAGUCACUUGGGGCUCCACACAUAUAUGAUGAUGAUGCUCCUUCAUCGCACAGGAAACAUGGAAUUCAUAUUCAGGGUGAUCACCCUCACACGGAAGCGUAUCCUAAGAAAAAUUCUGAGGGAAAUGUCGAUCUUUCUGGCUUGGCUAGAGAUGUUUGAAUCAAGAUAUAUCUGGAGACUAACUAGUCUCAUGGUUAUACAAUAAAAAUAACCCUAUGUUGAUGUGCCUUUUGAAUACAGCGCCUCAAAUCAUUUUUUCACCGGUUCGCAAUGAAAGUAGUGCUUCUUUCUCUCUGCGGUGUAUUAAUGUAGUUUAUUACAUUAUACUAACAACAUUCUAGUAAUUUGGGAACACAGCUAGAGAAAAACCAUAUGCUUUCUCUGCUCUGAUGAGGUAUCAAGGUUGUCGUAUAUGAUAUUUCUCCUUA
This is a messenger RNA of Sesamum indicum (sesame), 944 nucleotides long. RefSeq names its product fra a 1-associated protein. Lineage: Eukaryota; Viridiplantae; Streptophyta; Magnoliopsida; Lamiales; Pedaliaceae. The record is from RefSeq and is a predicted model, not a curated record.